GUCUUAUGUAUAUGUUCUUUAAGAAUUGGACGCACGUGUGAAACUUGUCAGUUAAGCCGUAACUCGUGAAGAAAACUUUUGUGAUUUUGUGUUUGUUUGCCAUUUCAUUUCGGAUUUCGAUUUUGGAGCUGACCGUCUAGAAUUGUUGAAUAUUUUUUUCCUAACCUCACCUCCGAGAUGACAACUUCGCAGAUUUUAGAAUUCUACGAAAACACCAACGUAUUUAUCACAGGUGGUACUGGUUUCCUCGGGAAGUUACUGAUAGAAAAACUGCUCAGGAGUACAUCAGUCUCUACAUUGUAUUUAUUAGUUAGACCCAAGAAGAGCAAAGAUAUCGCCACAAGGAUAACAAAUAUAUUCGAAGAUGUGAUUUUUGAAAAAUUACACAAGGAAUGUCCAAAAUUUAUGAAUAGAAUCGUGACUAUCCACGGAGAUAUAUCUCUGCCUGAUUUAGGAAUAUCGAAGACGGACAGACAGAUGUUGGUAGAAAAGGUUAACAUCAUUUUCCAUGUCGCCGCCACAAUGAGAUUUGACGAAAACCUUAAAAUUGCAUAUUGCGUCAACGUUAAAGGAGCUCAGGGAGUUCUCAAUCUCGGAAAGAAUAUGAAAUACCUCAAGUGUGCAAUGCAUGUUUCGACAGCUUAUUCGAAUGCCUACUUGGACCUAAUAGAAGAAAAAUUUUAUGACCACCCUCUUCAUUAUGAGGAAGUAGGAGGAAUGCUAGAAACGAUGACUGAAUCGGAAGCUGACAAACAUACAAAAAGGAUUAUUGGAGGCUUUCCGAAUACGUACUGCUUCACAAAAGCACUAGCUGAAUCAAUGAUAAGAGAUACAAGUGACAAAAUACCCAUAGGAGUUUUCAGACCAUCUAUAGUUAUUUCAACCAAUAAAGAACCAAUCAAAGGAUGGGUUGACAACUUGUAUGGUCCAAUCGGACUUAGCGUAGUGUUCACGCUAGGACUGUUGAAGGUUAUAUUCUGUGAUUCUGUGAAAAAAGCCAAUAUAGUACCUGGAGAUAUGUGCGUAGCAGCGUUGAUUGCUGCAGCGUGGGACAGUGAACAGAAGCAGAGAAGACAAGGCUAUACUAAAGAAAUCCCAAUAUACAACUACGUUUCGAUGGAGAACACUUUAACAUGGGGAGAAUUCUGUGACUUACUCAGAAUUAAUGGCCAAAAGUUUCCACACAGCAAAAUACUAUGGACCAUUGGUUAUACAUUCACGGGUAAUAUCUAUUUCUACAUGAUUAUAAAGAUAUUUUAUCAUAUGAUACCGGCCAUCAUUAUAGACGUCAUUGGAAUGUUAUUCUUCAAGAAUUUAGGGAUGUGGAAAACGUACGACAAAAUUCACAAAGCAUCUUAUGUCGUUUCUUUUUUUUCUCUGAGAGAAUGGAAAUUUUCGAACAAUAAUAUUGAGAAAUUAUGGAACAAACUAGACGAUACAGAAAAGAAUUUGUUCUUCUUCGAUAUGAACUCCUUAGAUUUAUGGAUGUUUUACAAAAAUUACGUUCUGGGCAUUAGGAAAUAUGCCCUGAAGGAUUCUCUUGACUCUUUGGAAGCAGCAAAAAGAAAACUGCGAAUUUUAUGGUUCCUCCACAACAUUCUGCUUUUUCUGCUUUAUUUCACGAUGUCAGUAUUGGUUUGGACUGUUUUCCGGAAGUUUAAAGGUGUUCAGCAACUUUGUGGGGAUAUCAAUUAAUUCAAAUUUGAAGUAGAUUGGUGAUUAUUGUUAUGUUGCGUAACUUCAAUUUAUUGCAGCGUUAUAAAACCUUAAAAUUAUCUACGUUAGAGUUAAAAAUAAAUAUUUCAACUUUUAAGAGGGAAUAUAAUUAUAUUAAUUUGAAA
This is a messenger RNA of Harmonia axyridis, 1841 nucleotides long. Its product is annotated as fatty acyl-CoA reductase wat-like. Gene Ontology annotation, molecular function: alcohol-forming very long-chain fatty acyl-CoA reductase (NADP+) activity. Gene Ontology annotation, biological process: long-chain fatty-acyl-CoA metabolic process. The coding region runs from base 178 to 1695 and encodes 505 amino acids. Gene Ontology annotation, cellular component: peroxisome. The record is from RefSeq and is a predicted model, not a curated record. The transcript has 9 exons. Lineage: Eukaryota; Metazoa; Arthropoda; Insecta; Coleoptera; Coccinellidae.